AUGUCAUAUCAUCAUUUUGCUUUCAAAAUUAAUGUAGUGAUAACAUGUGUCAAAAUCACUGGCUACAAUGUGAAACUCCAUUUUUCGGAGAUUCAGUUCUCAGAUGAGGAACCAUACUCUAGACUAGGGAAACGGCUCUUUAACAUUUACGUUCAGGGGAAGUUGAUUUGGGAGGAUUUCAACAUUAGAGUAGAGGCUAAUGGAACUCACAAGGAAGUUAUAAAAGAAGUGAACACAACUGUGACUGAUAACACUUUAGAGAUAAGGCUCUACUGGGCAGGGAAAGGCACAACGAUCAUUCCUAAAAGAGGCAACUAUGGCUCUCUUAUCUCUGCAAUCUCAGGACAAUUACCAGAUGGAACAUUGAUCGCGGUAAAGAAGCUAUCUUCAAAAUCAUGUCAAGGUAACAAAGAGUUUGUAAACGAGAUCGGUAUGAUCGCUUGCCUGCAACAUCCGAAUCUUGUGAAGCUUUAUGGAUGCUGUUGUGAGAAUAAUCAGCUCCUUCUUGUCUAUGAGUACUUGGAGAACAAUUAUGCAGGAAGAAGCGGUCUGAAACUAGAAUGGGGAACAAGACGCAAAAUAUGCUUAGGAAUCGCGAGAGGGCUUGCAUUUCUUCAUGAAGAUUCAGCGGUUAAGAUCAUUCACAGAGACAUCAAAGGGACAAAUGUACUGCUAGACAAGGAUCUGAACUCCAAGAUUUCGGAUUUUGGGUUGGCUAGGCUUCAUGAAGACGACAAGAGCCACAUUACCACCAGAGUUGCAGGAACAAUGUCAGUCAGAUUCCUACACAAUGGAUGA
Molecule: messenger RNA, 798 nt
Organism: Brassica napus (rape)
Lineage: Eukaryota; Viridiplantae; Streptophyta; Magnoliopsida; Brassicales; Brassicaceae
Product: probable LRR receptor-like serine/threonine-protein kinase At1g29720
Exons: 5
Coding region: 1-798 (265 amino acids)
Biological process (GO): protein phosphorylation
Molecular function (GO): protein kinase activity; ATP binding
Source: RefSeq, a predicted model, not a curated record